GAUCGGUCUUUUCCGCCGCAGGCGUCCUGCUCGAGGUGCACACGCCAUCAUGAAGCUCAACAUAAGCUACCCAGCCACGGGAUGUCAGAAACUGAUCGAAAUCGAUGAUGAGAAGAAGCUUCGUCCAUUCUACGAGAAGCGGAUGGCUCAGGAGGUCGAAGCCGAUUCUCUCGGCGACGAAUGGAAGGGCUACGUGUUCCGUAUCACUGGAGGAAACGACAAGCAAGGUUUCCCCAUGAAGCAGGGCAUCCUCUCCAAUGGUCGUGUCCGGUUGCUCUUGUCCAAGGGCCAUAGUUGCUAUCGUCCACGUCGGAAUGGUGAACGCAAGAGGAAGUCUGUGCGGGGAUGCAUCGUCGACUCCAACCUCUCGGUUCUUUCCCUAGUGGUUCGUAGGAAGGGUGAGGCUGAGAUCGAGGGUUUGACCGAUAAGACCGUUCCCCGUCGACUUGGUCCCAAGAGAGCCUCGAAGAUCAGGAAGCUCUUCAACCUCUCGAAAGAGGAUGAUGUAAAACAGUACGUCGUCCGCAGGCCAAUCACCCCGAAGGAAGGAUCUGAAGGGAAGCUGAAGAAGCCCAAGACCAAGGCACCCAAGAUCCAGCGUCUGAUAACGUCGCAGAUGCUCCAGCACAAGCGCAGGAAGAUCGCCCUCAAGAAGGCACGAAUCGCUCGGAAGCAAGAGCAACAGGCUGAGUACGCCAAGCUACUCGCUCAGCGUACCAAGGAAGCGGCCGACAAGAAAGCCGAGCUCAUUCGCAAGAGGAGAUCGACUCGGGAAUCGCAGUCUUCAGCGGAUAGCGCCCCCGCCAAGAAAGCCAAGGCGACUGUUGAAGUUCUGAAGAAGGACAUCAAACCUCAGGCCAAGGCUGCCGUGCCUACGGCGCCUGCUAAGGGCAAGCCCGCAGCACCCGCUGCGAAAGGCAAAGAUGUCGGCAAGAAGGGAGCUCCUGCCCCCCCUGCCGCGAAGCCCGCCGCUAAGUCUGCUCCAACGACCGCUCCUACCGGCAAGAAAACCGCUGCGCCCGUCCCAGCGAAGGAGGCUCCGAAAAAAGCCGCUGCUCCGGCUGCGAAAACAGCAGCGUCAGCAUCUAAGAAAGGAGGUGCUAAGAAAAAGUGAAAACGAGUUGUUGGACGGGAAAAUAAAUGAAUGCCCCUUUCGAA
Galendromus occidentalis (western predatory mite) is the source of this 1158-nucleotide messenger RNA. RefSeq names its product ribosomal protein S6 (gene RpS6). Lineage: Eukaryota; Metazoa; Arthropoda; Arachnida; Mesostigmata; Phytoseiidae. The transcript is spliced from 4 exons. Gene Ontology annotation, molecular function: structural constituent of ribosome. Gene Ontology annotation, biological process: translation. The record is from RefSeq and is a predicted model, not a curated record. Gene Ontology annotation, cellular component: ribosome. Bases 50 to 1114 code for a protein of 354 amino acids.